Molecule: messenger RNA, 1385 nt
Organism: Podospora pseudocomata
Lineage: Eukaryota; Fungi; Ascomycota; Sordariomycetes; Sordariales; Podosporaceae
Gene: PRE5
Product: Proteasome subunit alpha type-6
Exons: 3
Coding region: 260-1063 (267 amino acids)
Biological process (GO): proteasomal protein catabolic process; ubiquitin-dependent protein catabolic process
Cellular component (GO): nucleus; proteasome core complex, alpha-subunit complex; proteasome core complex
Source: RefSeq, a predicted model, not a curated record
UGCUUUCCCCAAAAGCGGAUAACGUACCUCUGCGGCAGGCGACGACGAAGCUAGGAGCUGCCUGGGGGAGUUGCUGAGGUAGCUGGGUGGGAGCUCGACCAUCAACCACAAACACCGCCUUACCACACUGCAACUUGACGACCAGACCACAACCACUUUCUCUACCACCUUGAUAUAAAAUCGAACCGUCAGGGUUGAUCAUAGAGACUUGAACUGCACCUCGGAUCAGACAAACAGCACAGUCGAACAGGCCGCCACCAUGUUCAGGAACAACUACGACAACGACUCGGUCACAUUCUCCCCACAGGGGCGGAUAUUCCAGGUCGAGUAUGCAGCCGAAGCAGUUAAGCAGGGUUCAGUCGUAGUAGGAAUCGCCAGCAAAACACACGCCGUCCUCGUAGCGAUCAAGCGCAACGCAGAAGAACUCUCCUCGUACCAAAAGAAACUCUUCCCCAUCGACGAGCACGUCGGCAUCGCCAUCGCCGGCCUCACCUCGGACGCCCGCGUCCUCUCCAACUUUAUGAAGCAGCAAUGCCUCGGCCACCGCCUCACCUACUCCCGCAACAUGCCCAUCCGCUCCCUCGUCGACAUGAUCGGCUCCAAAGCCCAGAUCAACACGCAGCACUACGGAAAGCGCCCCUACGGCGUUGGUCUCCUCGUCGCCGGCGUGGACGAUUCCGGCCCUCACCUCUUCGAAUUUCAACCGUCGGGCAUGACGGAGGAGAUGAUUGCCUUUGCCAUUGGUGCCAGGUCCCAGAUGGCGAGGACGUAUCUCGAGAGAAACCUGGACAAGUUCAAGACCAGCACACGGGAGGAGCUGAUUGAGCAUGGGUUGAGGGCGCUGAAGGAGAGUUUGGUGCAGGAUAGAGAGCUGACGGUGGAGAAUACCAGUGUGGGUGUGGUGGGCUAUGUCAAGGAGACGAAGAAGACGGAGCCGUUUCAGGUGUUUGAUGGGCACGAGGUGCAGAGGUAUUUGGAGCUGGUGGCGGAUGAUAAGAAGGAGGGGGGGCCUCAGGCGGCGACGGUGGAGGAUGAGAGCACGGCGAUGGAUGUUGAUGCGUAGAGAGCAAUAACGGCCGAGUUAUUGUAUGGAGGAAUCCUGGCGCACUGAGGGAGGUCAGUCCGGAGUUCUUUGCUCGGUUGUUGGUACAGAUGCAAAUACAGUUGUUGCAGUUGAUUGCGCAGAUGGAAAUUGAUGACCCUUUGUGGGUCGGGCUUUGUGAUUAUUAUGCAGGCCCAGCGCUUUGGAAGAGAUAGAGAAAGCACUUCUGAGCAUGAAAAGCUACAUCAGAGUCUGAGAUGGGCCACUGAUUUCGCCUGAGCGAAAGGAGUCUUGAUUUAUGAUAUUUUUGUUUUUUGGCCAUUCCAUCUAGUUUCUCCGUCCA